AUGGCCUCCGUCGAUACAUACCAUGGCGCUGGUAGUAGACGGGACUGGGACGCGCGGACGAGCAUCCCCUUCAUCAUGGGUGGAUCCCCAACGGCAUCAGCGUCGUCAGACGUGUCUCGGGUCAUCGCAUCACAGGAAGAGCUGCCAUCCCCUGCAUCCGCAAAUGCCGUGCCAGGAAGGACAGUUGAUGACAGAGAUUCUGAUGAGACCACCAGCCCAAAGACCUCAGCCGGUGGCAGGUGUCCGAGCAGAUAUGACUGGAGUAAGCACAUGCCGACGAUCAAGCAGCUUUACAUCGAGGAGGAUAAGACCCUGAAGGAGGUCAUGGGCAUAAUGGAAAAGGAGCACAAUUUCAUCGCAACAGCCCGCAUGUACAAAAUCCGCUUGAAGAAGUGGGGCUACACCAAGAACGUCAGCGUCAAAUCGGAGGAGAUUGAGCCGCUGCUGAGGCUGCUCGACGAGGCAGAGAACAAAGGCGAUGCCCGCGCGACGUCAAGUGAGGUGCAGCUUGCCACGGGUCGGGUCGUGGGCCUCGACCGCCUCGCAGCACAUCUGAGACGCAAGGCCCAGAGGCUGCAGCAUAACCUAGCGGUGGAUACGCGGGCGGCUUCGCAAGCCUCCACGUCGCUAACACGGUACCGGCGUGGUGAGAGCCCGUCGCCCGUUUCGCUGGCUAUCAACUCGCCAGAGAUGUACCGCAUCUCCGAGAUUGUCUUCGCCGAUGUACAUGCCUACGUCUGCGGCCGUAUCCUGGAGCCCAAGGGUCUCCAGCUGGUACAGAGGUCUGAUUACGACAUGACAUCCCCGGUGUUCUCGAUGGUCCACGCUGCCAGUGAGUUCCUCAAGCAAGGACGGCUCAACGAAGCUCUUGCUCUGCUGAGGGUGGCCCCAGCUCGGCUCAAGAAUGUCAUCAUGUACGAGCCACCCAAUAUCUUGCACUGUCUCUUCAUGGUCAUCGUCCAUCUCCUGAGCACAUCCGGCUCGGAGCAGCUGGUCAGUAGCAUCAAGGCCCUCCUUGCCUAUGCCGCAGCAACAGCAGACGAGAACUCCCGCCACUGGUCCCCGCAGUACCCUGUGCGGCGGAUCCUGCGAAGUCUCGCCGACCUAAGUGCAUCGAAAGACUUUCACCUGCGCGAUAUGACGGUGCACGCAUGGAGGUGCCUGCUGCGCUCGCACGACCUGACACUCGGCUCGCCCGACUGCGCGCGGACAUUUCCCAACUGGCUUGACUUGGGAGAGUCGGCGGGCUUCGACGUGCUGCCGUCAGAGCUGCUGGAGAAGAUGCACUGGGAGGUGUACCGCAAGCGGGUGGCCGAGUUCGGCGAGGGCGACAUGCAGUCGUGGUCGCAGCUCUUCUACCUCAGCGAGCUGGAGCGCCAGAAGGUCAAGGCCCGCGGCACUUCCUCCGCCAGACUGCAGCAGUACCUCGAGAUGACCCUCGUCGGCAUCGAGAACGCCCGCCCCGGCCAGGGCCUCGUCGCAAAGUACAACUGCCAGCACAGCCUGGCCGAGAUCUACAACGACCAGGGCCAGCGCGAUCUCUCCGAGAGCUUCCUGCGCGCCGCUAUCGACACCGCCGCCGUGCGGCACGGGCGCAACGACGAGCGCGUCCUCCAGAUGCUCUUCGAGCUCGAGAAUCGGCUUGCCGAAUGGGGUGAGGGCGACGACAAGCUUGCCGAGCCAAGAGAGAGGUCGGCUGGGAUAAUUGUGGCUUUGAACAACGAGUGUUGA
This is a messenger RNA of Diaporthe amygdali, 1731 nucleotides long. RefSeq lists its product as uncharacterized. The coding region runs from base 1 to 1731 and encodes 576 amino acids. The transcript is spliced from 2 exons. The record is from RefSeq and is a predicted model, not a curated record. Lineage: Eukaryota; Fungi; Ascomycota; Sordariomycetes; Diaporthales; Diaporthaceae.